GCAGCACACAAACAACCUUACAACCUUUGUACACAGACACAACCAUUCAUCAACAUCAUCUCUUUAUACCACUUCUCCCAGCAAUUUCCAUUAAACCUUCUUCUCAUUCAUCUUCACCCAAAAAUAAAAAAAAGUUCAUCACAUAAAAUGGGUAAAGCAAGAUUCACCAUGCUCUUCCUUGCAACGGCAAUAGCUGCAGCUCUUAUACCCCUCCAAACCACUGCACUGACACCAUACACACGAAGCAUCUGGGACAUGAUCCUCCCACCCGAUGACCCAUUUCGAAUACUCGAACAAAACCCAUUAACCAGCUCAAAAGACAUGGAACCAUUGGCCCUCGCCCGAGCAGAUUGGAAAGAAACACCAACAUCACAUAUAAUAUCACUGGACGUUCCGGGAUGAAGAAAGAAGAUUUGAAGAUCGAGGUUGAUGAGAACAGGGUGUUGAGGGUGAGUGGAGAGAGAAAGGGGGAGGAGGAGGUUGAGGGUGAGAAGUGGCACAGGGUUGAGAGAACUGUUGGGAGGUUUUGGAGGCAAUUCAGGUUGCCUAGGAAUACAGAUUUGGAGAAUAUCAAGGCUCAUUUUGAGAAUGGUGUGCUGAGGAUUACUGUGCUCAAGUUAGCUGAGGAGAAGAAGAAGACAACUAAGGUGAUUAGCAUUGCUGAUGAAGGGAAUGGUGGUGAGGAUAUUAAGGCUACAAAGGCUGAGAUGUAGAAGAAACGGUUUAUCUUUGUGUUUUGAUCUUGCAAAUUAUAGCAAUGUGAUGUGGGUUUGUGUUAAU
Ilex paraguariensis (yerba mate) is the source of this 780-nucleotide messenger RNA. NCBI's taxonomy places the organism in Eukaryota, Viridiplantae, Streptophyta, Magnoliopsida, Aquifoliales, Aquifoliaceae. The record is from the annotation of a GenBank genome assembly.